This is a messenger RNA of Macroventuria anomochaeta, 700 nucleotides long. RefSeq lists its product as uncharacterized. Bases 151 to 654 code for a protein of 167 amino acids. The record is from RefSeq and is a predicted model, not a curated record. Lineage: Eukaryota; Fungi; Ascomycota; Dothideomycetes; Pleosporales; Didymellaceae. The transcript has a single exon.
GCCCUCGCCAGCACGCGGCACUCGCCCGUUGGACAGCGAAAUUUGCUAUCGCAGCAGAAGGUCCGUGGCGCGACGAGGACAGGUGCAUUUGGCAGCGAGGGAUGGGUUGGGGGUGAUGAUGUGUAAGUGCACGCCAGGCCUUGCAGUCGAAUGGCUAAUAGGCCGAAACACAAGCCGCUUACCCAGGAACCGAGACGAGAUGCGCUGGCCGAACGAAAACAGCAUCGAGAAAGCAAUACCCGCAUCUUCUCACACACCGCGAAUAGCAUCUUUGUGCCCUGUCAGCUGACGCUGCAAGUGUUGCGGGUGACUGCCUCGUGCCGUCCGAACGGGCCGUGCAACUCUCUUGGACGCACCGAUUCUGGCUGCGACACAUCGUCUCCAAACUUGCUCUGCCCGAGGGCUGCCGCAUUCGAUAGGGCUGCCUUUGUACGGCGUGGCAUGCUCCCGUCUGUGCAGAAACAACGCUGGAUCCUUCAGCGCCACCAGGGGGCCCAGGACUGUAAGCCCAACACGUGUCACGCCUCCCACGCCCAACGCUGCAUCAAAGGCAGAUCACGGGCCAGACUUCAUUUGACCGGGUUGUUCGAGUCGUUGCCAGACAUCACCGCAACAUGGUGUAAACAAUGGAUACACAUGUGUUGUAUUCAUUGACUUAGUUCUACAGUACCAAUCCUAGUGCAGCCCAUAGGCUCCCUCC